Molecule: messenger RNA, 819 nt
Organism: Diabrotica balteata
Lineage: Eukaryota; Metazoa; Arthropoda; Insecta; Coleoptera; Chrysomelidae
Source: the annotation of a GenBank genome assembly
AUGCUGAUUAAAGAAUACCGUGUGACCCUACCCCUAACCGUAGAAGAGUACCAAGUGGCUCAACUAUUCAGCGUAGCAGAGGCUUCCAAAGACAACACUGGCGGCGGAGAGGGGAUAGAAGUAUUGAAAAAUGAACCCUUCACGAAUUUUCCCUUACUCGGGGGUAAAUACACUAGCGGACAGUACACUUACAAAAUUUACCAUUUGGCCAGCAAAGUACCGGCGUUCAUAAGGCUCCUGGCACCGAAGGGUAGUUUGGAGAUACACGAAGAGGCUUGGAAUGCUUAUCCCUAUUGUAGGACAGUCAUUACGAAUCCAGGCUAUAUGAAAGACAAAUUCAAAUUAAUUAUAGAAACUUUACACGUAGGAGACAAAGGUAAUCAAGAAAAUGUUCAUGACUUACCGGGUGACAAAUUGAAACAAAGAGAAGUGGUACACAUCGACAUCGCUAAUGAUGCUGUAUCGUCUGGAGAUUACAAAGAUGACGAAGAUCCUACUAAGUUCAAGUCUCAAAAGACAGGCAGAGGACCUCUGGUCGGUCCUGAUUGGAAGGACAAAGUCAAUCCUGUGAUGACGUGUUAUAAAUUAGUAACUGUAGAAUUCAAAUGGUUUGGUUUACAGACGAGGAUAGAAAGUUUUAUACAAAAAUCUGAAAGGCGGCUAUUUACAAAUUUCCAUAGACAAGUUUUCUGUUGGAUGGACCGCUGGCACGGUCUGACGAUGGAAGACAUUCGUGCAAUAGAAGAUAAAACAAAAGAAGAACUAGAAGCUCUCCGUCAAAAAGGUGAAGUACGCGGUAUGAAGGCCGAUACCGAAUAA